Papaver somniferum (opium poppy) is the source of this 2507-nucleotide messenger RNA. RefSeq names its product putative pentatricopeptide repeat-containing protein At1g68930. Gene Ontology annotation, biological process: RNA modification. The transcript has a single exon. The record is from RefSeq and is a predicted model, not a curated record. Lineage: Eukaryota; Viridiplantae; Streptophyta; Magnoliopsida; Ranunculales; Papaveraceae. The coding region runs from base 23 to 1990 and encodes 655 amino acids. Gene Ontology annotation, molecular function: RNA binding; protein binding.
GUGCCAUUCAUAGCAACUCAAAAUGCACUAUCUGAGAUCACAAGUCGUCUACAAAGGCCCAUUAUGGACAGAAAUUGCUUUUAAAUGCUUAAACCUUCUGAAGCUGUUCCUAGUUCGAGAAGCCGGUAUGUCGGUAUCCACUGCCCUGAGGAUUUCGACCGUUAGUACUACCAGAAUUUCGAAAUUCCCUCUUUUUCCAAUUCUCCACCGAACAUACACUUCUACUCCCCAUUUCCAAACUCAAACAGAUAAAAGUUUCCAUAAUACGGUAGAUGUUAAUAGACUCCAUGGAGAAGCAAUAAAGACUGGUUUCAUAGGAGAUCUUCAAUACUGCAACCAUCUCUUGAAUUUGUAUGGGAGAAAAUGUGACCUCUGCGGUGCACAAAAGUUGUUCGACGAAAUGCCUGAUCGUGAUGUUAGAACAUGGACUAUUCUGAUUAAAGGUUUUGCUGGGGUGCGACGACAUGAAGUUUCUUUGGAUCUUUUUAAGCAAAUGCAAAUUCAAGGUAUUUUCCCGAACUGUUAUACGUUAUCUUGUAUUAUGAACUGUCGUGCCAGUAUCAUGAGUCUGAAAAUUGGUAAGGCGAUUCAUGGAUGGAUCAUUGCAAGUGGGGUUGAAUUAGAUGUUUCUUCAGAGAAUUCUAUUGUUGAUUUUUACGUUAAAUGUGGAGCUUUUGAUUGUGCGAGUAGAGUGUUUGAAUUGAUGAAUGAGAAGGAUACGGUGUCGUGGAAUAUUAUGAUUGCUGGGUAUUUAGAAAUUGGAGAUACAGAGAAAUCAAUUGAGUUAUUUAGAAGAUUGCCUGUAAAAGAUGUUGCAAGUUGGAACACGAUAAUUGUUGGGCAAAUGAGAAAUGGGUUCAAUGAAGUUGCUUUAGAGCUUCUGUGUCAGAUGAGGGGAAGUGGGUGUCUGUUCAAUGAAAGGUCUUUCUCCAUUGCCUUACUCUUAGCUGCUUCUCUGUCGAUGUUGGACUUAGGAAAACAGAUUCAUAGUCAAUUACUAAGAACUGGAUUUCAUCAAGAUAAUUUUAUAAGAAAUUCACUAAUAGACAUGUACUGCAAAUGCAGCGAAAUGAGAAAAGCUUCAUUUGUUUUCAGUAAAACUCAACACCUGCUGCAGUGUCAGAUAGAGAAUACGGUUUCGUGGAGCUCGUUAAUUUCUGGGUAUGUUCAGAAGGUUAACACUAAAGAGGCUUUUAAGCUCUUCCGCGAGAUGGUUCGUGAAGGAGUUAAGGUAAAUCAGUUCACCCUAACAAGUGUAGUUUCAGCCUGUUCUGAUGCAGCAUGUUUGGAGGAAGGUACAGAAUUCCAUGCUUUCCUUAAGAAACUAGGGCACCAAGUUAAUGUCUUCUUAGUAUCUGCAUUGGUCGAUAUGUACUCUAAAUGUGGAAGCCUGGAUGAUGCUAUAUCGGUAUUCUUUGAAAGUAGCCUUACGAGGAAUACUGUACUAUGGACGUCAUUGAUAUCUGGCUGUGGAUUGCAUGGGAAAGGCAGAGAGGCGAUUCGGGUUUUCGAGCUUAUGUUGAAGGAAGGGAUUAAGCCAAAUGAUAUUAGUUUUCUAGGACUCUUAUCUGGGUGCAGCCAUGCGGGGUUAGUUGAAGAAGGUAAAAAAUACUUCAGAAUGAUGAAAGAAGAUUACAGGAUAGUUCCUGGACUGGAACAUUUUACUUGUAUGGUUAAUCUAUUAGGACGAGAAGGAAAUUUAAAUGAAGCGAAGGAGUUCAUACAAGAAAACAGUAUCUCCCAUCUAAUUCCGGUGUGGAAAGCAUUCUUAGCUGCUUGCAAUGUUCAUAAAAAUGCGGAACUGGCGGCAUGGGCUUCUGAGAAACUGCUUCAUUUGGAACCAAAUGAUGCUGGGUCUUAUAUUCUGCUAUCGAACAUCUCAACAGAAAAUCACAGGUGGGAAGAUGCAGCUGAGAUUAGAAGUUUGAUGCAAAAUAAAGGAGUUAAGAAGUCCUCUGGUCAGUCUUGGAUCCAACUGAGGAAUUGGUAGACUGAUGGAGUUCCAAAACUGUCUCGCGUGAGAUGUGAAAGAAGGAAAGUCAGUUGUUCACCUUUCUUUCUUGAUGAGGAACCUGUGGUUGUAACGAUACAUGAGUCCAUCACAAGGGAGACCUAUUCAAGUAAUGAUACGUUGAAAGUGUACAGAGUGCUGCGUCCAUCUAUCAGCCACAAAAUAACUGUAAGAGAUGCAUAUCAAUUUCAUCAGUAUAAGCAUGCUGAGUAUUCUUCGGGUGGUAAACCAGAACCUUAUUGUUUCUCGUACAAAUAAUUUUGGUGGUGUUUAGUUGGUCCAUUCAUGAAGAAAAAUAGUGCAUAUCUCUCUACUCUUGCUUCAGAAGAUAAUUUCUGAAUUCCAGAACAGGUAACUCUGAUAAGUCAUAUCUCCUCUUUACAUAUUGCACAUGUAACAUGUCUUGACUCAGAAUUUUGAUAGACGGAUUCAUGGGCUGGAUUUGUCUCAUCUUUCUUAUUGAAUCAGAGUGAGUCCUACAUUUGUUGUUAGAACU